UAAGUCUGGUUACCACAUCCAGGCCUAUAGAGAAUACAUCUGGAUUGAAACCUUAUACAAAUGCGUCAGUAAGGGCAUCUGCCACAAAGGUCCUUCCUCACCUGAAACCUGUACAAGCAAGAUACGGUAACGUAAGACCAAGCUCCUCUUUGUGGGUCACUGAUGCAUCGGGAGUGACGCAGCAGUUGCAGCCGCCUCCAGAAGGCAAAUUUACACAGCAGGAACAGGGAACCUGUUGGAGAAGACAGCAGUGAAGAAGGAAGAUGGCAAUGGCCCGGUCUGAGCCAAAGGGUGAAGAGGAGCCGUGAUGUCACUCUGCCUUCCUCCUCCAAAGCAAACACCAGAGACUUCCAGAGCGGCAAACACAGGCCCAGCGAGACCUUCUCCACAGAGACCCUUUUGCUGUGGCAGGACAGAAGUGGGGCAGCCAGAGGAGGGCAGGGUAGAUCCAGCCCAGGACCUGGGCUGCAUGGAAAGAGGCGAAGGACGUUGGAGCUGGAGUCAUCUGCGCACAGAGAGGGAGGGAGAGGAAGAAAGACGUCAGAAAAAAAGCUCUGCUUCUGACAACACCACCGUUCAGCGACCAUCACUGAAAGAAAACUACUUUCGCCUUGCUCCUGCAAAACUGUUUUUCACGUAUAGUUGGUAAUACUGAGAUCUGUACGAGAGGGAUACUGCAUGACACUGCUUCCUGUUCGCCCUGCAUCAUUUUCUCUGAUUUACUAAAGAUGACAGUGGUGUCUCCAUGCACUCACAACCUGAUGGAUACCGCCCACCCUCACACCGUGCUUAGCAAGCUCAAUGAGCAGCGCUCACAGGGCCUCUUCUGUGAUGUCACCAUCGUGGUGGAGGAUGUUAAGUUCCGGGCCCACAAGAACAUCCUGGCAGCCUGCAGUGGCUACUUCAGGAACGCCCUGACAGCUCCGGAAACAUGGAGCUCCGGACAAGUGCUGGAGCUGAUGGACCUGAAGUCAGAGGUGUUCGCUAGUAUCCUCAACUUCAUCUACUGCUCAAAGGUGACCUCACCUGCUGCAGAGGACACAGGUGGACUGGUGGCAGCUGGAAAAAGACUCGGAAUUCCUUUUUUAGAGAAGCUGGCAGAACAAGGGCGACAGGACGAGUCCAGCACAGCAUCCGUGUCUAAGAAUACAAAGAAGGAGGCUCCCAGGCCCGUGGAGAUAGACAGUACUAGAGGGCCACGCAUCACCAACGCCUUCUCCAUCACUGAAGUGUGCCCUGGGAACAAUCCUUUCACCCCUCUGGCUCAAACCAGCGUGGAGAGGCAGUCACCGGACGUGGGACAGCUCCCGUUAAGUUGCCCCACAACGUCCUGCCUCAGCGGGAACAAUGAGACCGCCCACGCCCUUUCAGAGCACUCAUAUGCAGUUUGCAAAUCUACUGAAGACAGCAGUCCGUUGGAAAACACGACGGUCUGUAAGCCGGCAAUGUCACAGCCAAAGCAACUCAUAUACAAGAACAUAGGCCCGCUCAAAAAGCGUCACAGGCUGAGAGGCAUUGUGGGUAGAACGCUACUUCCAGCACCUGCUGCACCACACACAGACAAACCAAAUACAGUAACCCCCACGUUAGUUGAUGGUGUCACUGCAGCACCUGUUGCAGCCGUGACACCGCCACCACUGUUUUCAGAGGUAGAGAGAGAAAAGAGUGUGGACCUGGGGCCAACGUCAGCUACUGACAAUGUUCAAAUGGAGUUAGGCCCACCAACCCUUUCCCCUCACACUGAAGACAGCAUCUCAAUCUACGGGUGCGAGCAAUGUCCAGAGAUAUUCACAAAUAAAGCUCUCCUCACAGUUCACUCAGAAGUACAUAAAAAGCGUUUUGUCAGUCAUUUGUUUUGCAAGUUUUGCCGCAGAAAGUUCAUACACCUGAAACGGCUGCGCAACCACGAGCAGGUCUGUCCUAAGGCGGCAACAGACCCGCCUAAAUUAGAAGCUCCUGACAUAACAGUCAAUGAGAUGAGCCACCAUUCAGAUGAAAUGGAGAGCAUCAAAACACAACUUCCUUCUUCUGCUGACCUCUCCACCCCUCACACACCAGAUCCCCUUGAAAUGGACCAAUCAGAGCCUCCACAGCAUGAGAAGGCAGCGAGGCCCGGUGGCAAGCAGAGGAGAUACAACUGCAGCAUGUGCAAACGGGUCUAUGUCACCCUAUCCAGUCUGAAGCGGCAUGAGAAUGUACAUUCUUGGCAGAGGGCCUAUCCCUGUCAUUACUGUAAUAAAGUGUUUGCCUUGGCAGAAUACCGCACAAAGCAUGAAAUAUGGCACACAGGUGAACGACGCUAUCAAUGCAUUUUCUGCCUGGAAACAUUCAUGACAUACUAUAUCUUGAAAAACCAUCAGAAGUCUUUUCACGGCAUUGAUCCCAGUUUAGCUAUCAAGAGGAAAUCUGCCAAUGGCGGGCUGAAAGCCAGCGUGUACCCAAUAAAGCUCUACAGGCUCCUGCCUAUGAGGUUCAGAAAGAGAAAAUACAAGACGUACAGUCAGACGUAUUCAGAGAGUGCUGAGAAAAGUGACCAAGAUGCACAGGAGAGUAGCUCUCUCAUCCCUCCAUUAGAAGAAAACGGUCUGAUCAGCCACCCUGAUGCUGUGUCGUUCCCUCUCACGUUCAUGGCCACGACAAAGACAGUGGCCCCUAUUAUUCCUCGCAUCAGCUUUGACAAGCUCUGUGACCAAGAUGUUGAUCAUAAUUUGAACAGCGAAUCCGAAAUUCAGAGAGAUGCAAGAAAAGAGGCUGAAAGUAAAGAUUCACCCUUCAUUAACUACAACAGUACCUUCUCUCUACAACACGACACAGAAGCAUACAAAGACGAUCCACCGCUGCUUAUGAACUCAGAGUACCUCAGUCAUAACGUGCCAUUCUUAAACUCUCUGAACACUGUUAAAAAGUUAGGUGAGCUGUCAGCUUCUGCAAAAAGAGUUGAGGACAUGACCAAGGAGAUACUUCAGUCAGGCACAGAGAGUCUAGUGCGUGAUAGAACAGUGGGGUCAAAGACAGAAACAUAUAUCGCCAAACCCGCGUGUCCGGGGCCAUCACUGGAUGGUGAUUCAAUGCCACUCUGUCAGAUAACAGUGAAAAUAGGCAAUGAGGCUAUCAUCCGCCGCAGAAUCAAAGGAUCUAAGCUCUUCCCCAGAAAGAAACGGAGAGUCCGAGAAUUGAGUGAGGAGGAGAGUCUGAGUCAGUCUCCUCCAACGAGAGAGAGCUCAGAAAGCCCCAGGCUCCGCCUCAGAUCAGAAGCCACCACCGUGGAGCCAGAGACAUACGAGGAUCCCAAUGACUGCGACACCGCUGAUAAGCUCUGGCGUCCCUACUACUCUUACAAAGCUAAGAAGAAGAGGAAGAAGAUGAGAUUCUUUCACCGGUACGGUGAAACAUCUGUGGAUAGAUCUGGUGCAGCCGAGGCCCCGUUGGAUAGAAGCAGCUGGCUGACAGAGGAGAACAGCUCAGGUGGCAGUGCAGAGGUGAAACGCAGUCUGAGCAGGAACUGCAGCCCGAGGGCCACCUACAGCUGUGACAUCUGUGACAGCUCCUUCAUUACAGAGACCGGCCUGAGAGCUCACGUUAUUGGUUCCCACCCAUGUUUUUGCCUGACGUGCGGUAAACAAGGUCCCCCUGGUGAAGCACCCGCUGGCAGGGAUUACAUCUGCAACAGCUGCAUGGAAAGUGGCUCCUGCUUUGACAAUUCACCCCGGAGCCCCAACCCAGAGAAGAAGUAUCGCUGUUCCUUCUGUCCCCAGCGCUUCCUCUACCUUGCCACUAAGAGAAGCCAUGAGAAGAAACACCAGGACACAAAUGAAGAGGGAUAUAACUACGACAACUUCAUGCCAUCUUCUGAAUACUUAAGUGAAGAUAAUAAACAAGACACCAUCAAAACAGAGGGGAGUGACAUUGACAUAAUGAAUGAAAGGGAGAAAGGAGGACAUUUUUCAAAUAAUAAAAUUAAACCUAAAAUCGAGGAUACAACUGACUUCAUGCCUUUGGCUACAUACCAGGACAUGUCACAUUCCAGCAUUAAAGGUCCAUUAUCACCAUGCAUUGACCCACUGUUUCCCCUGGCAUCCUCUAAGGUGAAACACAAAAUGGUAAAACAGCGCUCUAUGCAUCUCAUGUCAAAAAAGCAAGCCAGUGUCAUAGACAGCGACAGCAGCAAGGACAUUUUGACGGGGCCGAGAACGAACAGUCACAGUGAUCGAGAGAAGUCCUAUAAACUGUUUAAGAAAAAUGACUCAGAGAGUAAAUGUAGCCACAUUUCUAUACACAAGCCAGAGAAAUGGGUCUGCAAGGAGGAGCCAUUUUUUUAAAGAUAUAUCUAUCGUCUAUAGGCAAAAGAGAAAGUGAAUGGAGUUUGACUGUGAGCCUCUGCUUCAGUUAAGAGCAUAGACUGUAUAUAAAGAUGGACGACGUGUCUCCACUUCCUCCCUCUAUCCAGAAACGAAGCCCAAAUAUCCCGGAUAUGAACAUUUUGCGUGUUUGCAACCAGAGUCGGGGGAUGGAGCUGCGGUAACGACGUCUCACAGACACACAUGUUCAACCAAUCACGAGUCAGUCUCAGCUGCCAUGUCAUGAUGUCUUACCCCAUUUUCAUAGCAUUAAAAUAAACGGUUAAACCCAAAACUUUAAGAAAAAUGAGCACUUACAUAUAUUAGUGUGCUAAAAACUACCUAAUCUUUGAGAACAUUUUAUUUGACGUGUACUUUGACUUUUUGGUUUGGCUCAUGUCACAUCCACUAACAUGGAGGAGGCGGGAUUUUAUUACCUGUAGUGCAGCCAACCACCAGGGACCACCAUUAAGACGUUUCGGUUAAACUUUUUGGGAGCUGUCAUGUCAUCCAUGUUUAUAUACAGUCUGUAAGAGAUGUAAAAUGUGCAAUGUUGUAUUUUGCAGCUGAGCAGGAUGUAAUAUCAGUGUGGGCCCUUUCCUCCUAAACUCAACAUCCGAGUCCAUGGUCCAUUGUCUAUGCAUAUGAGGCAGAAUCAGUGACAUGACUGUAACCUCGAGAAAAGAAAUGAUGUGCAAUUUCAGAAUAGGGGUGGGACGUGCGGACAACUGAAAAGCUGUCUAGUGUGGUGACCUCUUCACGUUUGUCUGUCUGGGUAAAACAACAUGAUCUUUUUUUUGGGGGUCACAUUUCUAAUUCGUCCAUUGAGUUAACAGGUUUAUGGCGAGUUGCACUUUAAAGUUUGACUAUGCUAAUCUGUUUGUUGAAUACUUUGAUAAUUACAUUUCAACUCUGAGCACCAUUGAUAUUCUUCUAAUUUCUAAUUAACACACGGCACCACUGAGUUACUACUUUUGUGUGUUUAAAUAUGUAUAGAACAUGUAAAAGCAUUUAAAUAAAUGUUGUUGAUAUUGAUCUAAA
Messenger RNA from Hippoglossus stenolepis (Pacific halibut), 5378 nucleotides. It is a transcript of the gene zbtb38, whose product is annotated as zinc finger and BTB domain containing 38. Gene Ontology annotation, biological process: regulation of cytokine production; negative regulation of transcription by RNA polymerase II; regulation of immune system process. The record is from RefSeq and is a predicted model, not a curated record. NCBI's taxonomy places the organism in Eukaryota, Metazoa, Chordata, Actinopteri, Pleuronectiformes, Pleuronectidae. The coding region runs from base 729 to 4319 and encodes 1196 amino acids. The transcript has 4 exons. Gene Ontology annotation, molecular function: protein binding.